AUGAAAGUGAAUCAACAGACCUAUUUAAUAGGCAAUGUUUAUUCUGUAGGCCGAAAAAUUGGUGCUGGAAACUUUGGAGAACUUCACUUAGGUCGAAAUGUACAUACAAAUGAAUCUGUUGCAAUAAAACUGGAGCAGACUAAAGCUAAAACUCCGCAGCUGGUGUUUGAGUUUAGAUAUUACAAAAUGCUGAAUCCACAGGAAGGAAUACCAAAUGCCCACUAUUAUGGUCAGUACAAUAAGUACAAUGCCCUUGUCCUUGACCUGCUGGGACCCAAUAUAGAAGAGUUAUUUGAUAUGUGUGGCAGGAAGUUCACUACAAAAACAGUUGCCAUGUUCACAAUGCAAGCUGUUCGUAGGUUGGAGUACGUUCAUGGUAAGCAACUGAUAUAUCGAGAUAUGAAGCCAGAAAAUUUUUGCAUUGGUCGACAAACAUACCAGAGCAUAAGAACAGUGUUUCUCGUUGAUUUUGGCCUAGCUAAACGCUACAUAGACCCUGAAACUAACCUCCAUAUUCCUUUCAAAGAUCACAAAAGUUUAACUGGAACUGCCAGAUAUAUGAGUGUUAAUACACAUUUGGGAUAUGAACAAAGUCGAAGGGAUGACCUUGAGGCUCUAGGAAAUGUAGCCAUGUAUCUAAUGAGGGGCUCCCUACCCUGGCAAGGCCUCAAGGCAGACACUCUUAAGGAGAGAUACCAAAAGAUUGGCGAGACCAAACAGAAAACUACUAUUGAAGAACUCUGCAAGAAUCAUCCUCCUCAAAUGUCGACCUACUUCAAGUAUGUAAGGUCAUUGUCAUUUGCAGCCACACCUGAUUACUCUUACCUGUACGAUCUCAUGCACGAAAUUUUGAAGGAUAAAAAAUUGGAUCUCGACUGGGAAUUUGAUUGGCUGGUCAAGAGAGCGGUUUGUUUUGAUUGGUCAAAAUUUAUUUUCCACUUCAUUUUCAAUUUUUGGUGA
Molecule: messenger RNA, 960 nt
Organism: Helobdella robusta
Lineage: Eukaryota; Metazoa; Annelida; Clitellata; Rhynchobdellida; Glossiphoniidae
Exons: 7
Coding region: 1-960 (319 amino acids)
Biological process (GO): endocytosis; signal transduction; positive regulation of canonical Wnt signaling pathway
Cellular component (GO): cytoplasm; plasma membrane; nucleus
Molecular function (GO): protein serine/threonine kinase activity; ATP binding
Source: RefSeq, a predicted model, not a curated record